CAAUUGUUCAGUCGUUGAUUCCGUUGUUCUCUCCCUUGCUGCUGUCAAAUCUACUGUUAUAGUCACUCUAAUAAAUAUAAAUACCUAUAAAUCACAAUAUAUUAUAUAUAGUAUACAGCUGUGCGAAUUUUCCCUUACAAACGUGUGCGUGCUCUUCGCUCAAGCAGCUUUGCUCGCCGCGAACACCGAAACGUUUCUCAGUCGUGUAUUACCGUUAGCAGCUGACAAGCCACGAUAGAACGCGUCGUGUUUAACAACAGUGUUGAGAGUUGCGAGAAGCUUGCAGAAUGCUGAAUACAAAAUGCUUAGAGUCCGAACAAAGUGAUUGUGUGAUGCCAGUACGUUCUGCUAAUCCGAUACGCGCUAGAAGUUUGAUCCGAGACAAUUUGGAGAAACAGGCUGGUUGUCUAAAUCUAAUACACUCCAGAAUGCCAAACAUUAAAGUGUUUUCGGGCACCUCGCAUCCGGAUUUGGCGCAACGUAUUGUCGAUCGCCUUGGCAUCGACCUGGGCAAAGUGGUCACCAAGAAGUUUAGCAAUUUGGAAACAUGUGUGGAGAUCGGCGAAUCGGUGCGCGGCGAAGAUGUUUACAUUGUGCAGUCCGGUUCUGGCGAGAUCAAUGAUAAUUUAAUGGAGCUGCUGAUCAUGAUCAAUGCAUGCAAGAUCGCUUCAGCCUCUCGUGUUACAGCUGUGAUUCCUUGCUUUCCAUAUGCCCGCCAAGACAAAAAAGAUAAGUUGGCGAGCAAUGAGGAGAAAGAGGAUAGCAAGAAACUUGCUAAGAAAAACUACGAUUGGAAAUUUAGGAGCCGUGCGCCCAUCUCGGCGAAACUGGUCGCUAAUAUGCUAUCAGUGGCCGGUGCGGAUCACAUUAUCACCAUGGAUCUACAUGCCUCACAGAUUCAGGGUUUCUUCGAUAUACCAGUUGAUAAUCUCUAUGCUGAGCCGGCGGUACUCAAAUGGAUCAAAGAGAACAUUCCAGAAUGGAAAAAUUCGAUCAUUGUAUCACCCGAUGCCGGCGGCGCCAAGCGUGUAACCUCGAUAGCGGAUCGCUUGAAUGUGGAAUUCGCGCUGAUACACAAGGAGCGCAAGAAGGCCAAUGAGGUGGCAUCGAUGGUGCUGGUUGGUGAUGUCAAGGAUAAGAUUGCCAUAUUGGUCGAUGAUAUGGCGGAUACGUGCGGCACAAUUGUUCAUGCCGCCGAUCGUUUGGUCGAGGCCGGCGCCACCAAGGUGUAUGCAAUCCUGACGCACGGCAUUUUCUCGGGUCCGGCGAUUUCGCGCAUCAACAAUGCCUGUUUCGAGGCGGUCGUUGUGACCAAUACCAUACCACAGGAUGGUCAUAUGCGCGAUUGCCCCAAGAUACAGUGCAUUGAUGUGUCGAUGAUGUUCGCCGAGGCCGUUAGACGGACACAUAAUGGCGAGAGUGUCUCGUAUCUCUUCUCAAAUGUUCCAUAUUAAGCGUUAGAUGCAAAUCCCAACAGCAACUACACAAACAAACAACAACAACAACAUCAACAACAACAAUAACAAACACCACCAGCAAACAACAUUACAACAACAAGAACAAGCAGGAAACAAUUACCAGUUGCAAAUUCAACAAAACAACAAUUUAAAGCACCUUUUGCCAUCAUUCAUCGUUAUAUAUUUUUUAUUACCUAUUAACUAUGAGAUAAACAUAUAACAAACAAAAAACAAAAUCACUAAUCGUCAUUAUGUAAUUAUAUAAAGUAGUAUAAAGUACAUAACAACAACAACAAUUGCACACUUAAUUGCCUUCUUUUUGUAUACAACCAAACAAAGAAACACGUUUUUCUUAUUUGUUAAUCUUUUUUCCUUGAAUAAUUGAAUAUCGCAUUUUGUAAAAGAUUAUCAGCUCUUAGAGAGACAGUUAGUUGUAUAGAAAAUAUGUAGUUAAAAAUACACAUAACACACACACACACACACACACACACGCACUCAUGUACACUCACUCACUCACACACACACACACACACACACACAAGAAACGAAAUAUUGUAAUUUUACACCGUGCAACAACUUUUUGAUGUUUCUUGAACAUAAGUCUUGAUGAGAAAAAAAAAAACAAAAAAAAUUACAAACCGAAAGCAAAAUUCUUGCAAGUUCAAAACAAACUAAAAUUUUAGUAAAAUUAAGUAAAUAAGAAAAGACAGAAACACAAUUGAAAAAAGCAAAUUAGCAACUAGGCGUUUAAAACAAAC
Molecule: messenger RNA, 2215 nt
Organism: Drosophila grimshawi
Lineage: Eukaryota; Metazoa; Arthropoda; Insecta; Diptera; Drosophilidae
Gene: Prps
Product: ribose-phosphate pyrophosphokinase 2
Exons: 9
Coding region: 288-1454 (388 amino acids)
Biological process (GO): purine nucleotide biosynthetic process; 5-phosphoribose 1-diphosphate biosynthetic process; ribonucleoside monophosphate biosynthetic process
Cellular component (GO): ribose phosphate diphosphokinase complex; cytoplasm
Molecular function (GO): magnesium ion binding; ribose phosphate diphosphokinase activity
Source: RefSeq, a predicted model, not a curated record